Molecule: messenger RNA, 570 nt
Organism: Benincasa hispida (wax gourd)
Lineage: Eukaryota; Viridiplantae; Streptophyta; Magnoliopsida; Cucurbitales; Cucurbitaceae
Source: RefSeq, a predicted model, not a curated record
AUGGAUACCGUUACACUUUCUUUACCUGCUGCAGAUAAACUGACUGAUGAAAAUUACGCUAGAUGGAAAAACAACACUAACACUAUACUAAUCAUCAAUGACUUUAGGUUCGUCCUUACGAAGGAGCAUCCUUCUAUUCCACCUUCUACUGCUGCUCAAAAUGUUCGAAAGGCAUAUGAGCGAUGGACACGGACGAACGAAAAGGCCCAAGCGUAUAUCUUGGCUAGCCUUAAUGAAUUUUUGGCCAAGAAGCAUAAGCCCAUGAUCACUUCACGCGAGAUCAUAGAGUCCCUGAGGGAAAUAUUCGAACAACCGUCCAUGCAGCUCAGGCACAACGCUUUAAAGUACAUCUUCAACUCACGCAUGACGGAGGGAACAUCUGUUAGGGAACAUGUUCUCAACAUGAUGGUUUACUUCAACGUGACGGAGAUGAACAGGUCGAACAUCGAUGAGGCCAGCCAGGUUAGCAUUAUUCUGGAGUCGUUACCAGAAAACUUCCUUCACUUUGUUAGCCAUGCUGUUCUGAACAGGGUUGACUACAACAUUACAACUCUACUCAAUGAGUUAUAG